CCUUCAAACGGAUGUUCCGCUGAGGGACUCUCAUAGAACUAGUUAUCUCUAAUCUUGAUGGUUUUGUCCCACACAGUAUCUGAGUUCGCAAAUUUGCCCACAGCCCAGUUGGUGCUGGAUUGUGACGAGUUAUGCAUAUACUUAAUGACGUUCUGGGUCGACCAGAGAGAAUUGAAAUCCUGGGGCCCCAGAACGGCAGCGGGCCUUGCUUGGGAUAUGAGGGGUACUUGGGCUCGGUGAUCUGGGCCCUACAGAUAUUCAGCUUCUUCGUUGUUUGGCUUAUCCGGGGAGUGGUGGCCUGUCAUUCUACCAGCCAGGUUUUGUUGUCCGAUCCCAGGCAACGCGCGUCCUGGAGUCCACAGCUCUCAUUGGGAUCUCGAUGAUGAGCCAUACUCUGUUCCAUGUCACGGCACUCAUAAUCUGGUUCCAGGCCGUAC
This is a messenger RNA of Aspergillus novofumigatus IBT 16806, 437 nucleotides long. RefSeq lists its product as uncharacterized. Lineage: Eukaryota; Fungi; Ascomycota; Eurotiomycetes; Eurotiales; Aspergillaceae. The record is from RefSeq and is a predicted model, not a curated record. The transcript is spliced from 2 exons. The coding region runs from base 132 to 383 and encodes 83 amino acids.